AUGAGUUCAAGCACUGCCUUAGCAACAGCCAACUUUAAAUCUAAAGAGAAAAGUUUGUUCACUUAGAUGCUCAACUUCUAUGAUAACAAGCAAUUCAAGUAGUCACUAAGAAAUGCAGAUUAAAUUUUAGAAAAGCAUCCAGAUCAUCCAGAGACUCUCGCUAUGAAAGCUCUUAAUAUGAACUCUUUAAAGAGAAAAAUCGAGGCAUUUGAGUUCAUUAAGAAGGCCCUCUUUAAAAAUCUUUCUAACUUUACCUGCUGGCAUGUGUAUGGUAUUUUGCAUAGGUCAAAUAAAAAUCCAGAUGAAGCAAGAAAGGCUUACUUAAAUGCCUUGAAAUACGAUAAAGACAAUCAAAAUGUAUUGAGAGAUUUAGGUCAGCUCUAAAUCCAAUUAAGAGAUUAUGAAGGCUAUGCUGAAACCAGAAGACAAAUUUUAGUUUCAAAGCCAACAGUUAAUAUCAACUGGAUGGCAUAUGCUUGCCAUAAAUGCGAAAGAGCUCUUGAGGUUUUAGAAUCUUUUGAUAAAACUCUAAAAGAAAACAAAGAAAAGUUAAAGAAUCACGAGAGAACUGAAAUCACUCUUUUUAAGGCAAAAUUAUUUGAGGAAAUGGGAGACUAUUAGAAAGCUAUUAAUCUUUUAUAAAAGAAGGGUCUAAUAGUUGAUCAAAUCAGUAAAUUUAGAAAACUAGCUGAAAACUAUCAGAAAUUAGGAAAUAAAGAUAAAGCUCUGGAGCAUUUAGAGGACUUACUUGAACUAAGCUCUGCAAAUACAAAUAAUUAUUACCAAAUUUUAGCAGUCCAUGGCUAUUCAAAUAAAGAAUUCAAAUAUAGUUCAGAAGAUUAGUUGAAAAUUAAAGAGAUCAUUGAGGUCUAUGAAAAUAGAUUCCCUAGAGGAAACUCUCAUUAAAGAGUUUUGCUAAAGAUUUUAACUGGGGAAUUAUUUAGAGAGAAACUAUAUUAAUACUCCAAGCCCUAUCUUAUUAAAGGUGUACCACCUCUUAUUGUAGAUCUAAAGGAUGUUUAUUAAGAUAAAGAAAAGACCUAAAUCUUAGAAGAAACAUUACUCUCACAUCUCAAGUCUAUGGAAGAAAAAAAUACUCUUUUUAAUGAUGAAUAGGAGCAAGAUCCUACCGUCUAUUUAUGGCUUCUUUAUUACACAGCUCAACAUUACUACUAUUUAAGAGAUUACAAUUAAGCUCUAAAAUAUAUCAAUGAAGCUAUUAAUCACACUCCUACUGUGAUUGAUCUUUAUGUCGUUAAAGCUAAAAUCUAUAAGAGAGCUGGAGAUAGAGAAUAUGCCUCAAAGCUUUAUGAGGAAGCUAGAAAAUUAGAUUUAGCUGAUAGAUAUCUAAAUGCUGUUUCAUCAAGAUACUUGAUUAGAGCAGAUCAUGUUGAAGAAGCAGAAGAAACAAUGGGUUAGUUCAGCAAAGAAGGACAAGAAUUAAAUGUUCAUGAUAUGUAAUGCAUGUGGUAUGAAAAUGAAGUAGGACUUUCUUAUCUUAGACAAGGAAAUUAUAGAUUAGCUUUAAAGAACUUCAACUAUAUUGAAAAGCAUAUGGAGUAGGUAUUUGAGGAUCAAUUAGACUUUCAUCUCUAUGCAAUGAGAAAAUAUACCUUAAAUGCCUAUUUCUAAAUGCUUGAAAUGGAAGACAACAUCUAUAAGAACAAAAAUGCAGUCAGAGCAGCUAUUGGUAUCAUAAAAACUAUGAAAAAAGUAGAUAAAAUCAGAGAAGAAGAACAAAAGAAAUUCUAGCCUGAAUUUGAUUCAUAUAAGGCAUCAACUGAAUAUAUUAAAAUGUGUGAAGAACUUAAGAAAAGAGACGAAGAUGAUGAGUUCAAGAACGAUUUUGAUCCUAAAGGAUACGAUCUUUAUCAGAAAGCUCUUUAAGAUCCAAUUAAAGUAGCUUAUGAUUUUGCAGUAUUGGUGGCAUCUUGUAAUCCAGAGGUUAAAGAAGUUUAAGCUAAAAUGAUUCCAAUCUAUCUUAGAAAAAAUAAGCUACUUGAGGCAUUAAAAGCAGUUAUUGCUCUCACUGAAAGACAUCCAACCUAUGAGAAGACCUUGUCAUCAAGAAUCAGAUUUAGUUAACACUGGAACUCCUUGACAGAGGAAUAAAGAAAACAAGCAAUUCCAGAUGAGAAACUUCUGAAAGUAGCAAGCUAAGAAUUUGAGGCCCUUGGAGCUAGUGAUGAGCAAUCCUUAAAGAACCUUAGCGAAGAGCUAUUAAAUUAAAAUUUAGACAAGAUAGAGCAUGUUCACGAAUACAUCAAGACAAGGACUGUCCUAUUCAAGGAAAAUGACACGGCUAAAUACGAAAAAGUUGCAAUUGAUGCACUCACCAAUGAUUUAAGAAGAAACUUCAAAGUUCACAACGCAGCUAAUACACUUAAAAGAUUGACUAAGAUUGGUGCAUCAGAUGUAUAGUACAGAUAGAAGGCUCAAGAAGUAUUCAUUCACGCAAGACACUUUGAUUGA
Messenger RNA from Stylonychia lemnae, 2472 nucleotides. The record is from the annotation of a GenBank genome assembly. NCBI's taxonomy places the organism in Eukaryota, Ciliophora, Spirotrichea, Sporadotrichida, Oxytrichidae.